UUCAGUUGAUCAAACAUUCCCCUCAGUCCUGCGGGCGGGACCGAAACUACAUUUCCUAGAAGCCUUUUCGUUCAGGGAUGCGAGGCUAACGGACAGCGCAGGCCUCGGCCCUGCUCCCACAGGGAAAGAAGCCUGGACUCCACUCGGCUUAAGAUCUAGGGACACCGAGUGACGAGGGCCCUCAGAACAGUGGCAGAGAUGACAAAUAAAUAAGAUGAAGAGGCUGCUCAAAUAGGUGUGUCUGUGUUCAGUUGUUGAGAGUGGGGAUCAUGGAUGACGAUCAGUUAAUUGCAGAAACCCUGGAUCACUUUAUUAAUUGCCGGGAAUCGAAGAAGGAAUUAUCUGAGAACAGUUCUCUUUCAAAAGAUGAUCAAGAGACCAAGGAGCGAACACCUGGCCCAGAUGCUUCAGAAAACAGCGUUGCCUCAGACUUGAAUUCUCAGCCUAAGCCCCUCGAGAAUGAACAGUGUCCUGUGUUUUCUAUGGCCAAGCCUCCAGAGGAAGAGCAGAUAAUGCUUGAUGAAGGCAAGAGAGUUGGCAAUUCCACUGAAGGUGACCUAGAUCGGGCAGGAAAGGUAAAGGUAGACAAUUUCCUAGAUUUAGAAGAUUUUGACAUGGAUGAAGAAAUUGAUCCCAAGUCGGUUCCAGAGCUGCUACUGCUUCCAGGAGAGGUAGAAGAGGAAUACCAUUACUCUACCUCUGGCUACAUUCCUUCUUUUGACCAAUAUUAUCAAUCUGAAUCAAAGACUCGUCCACCAACAGAACACCUGGUGUUUGGACAUUUCAAGGAGGUAUCUGGGGAUGAAGUUCAGCCAUUCUCACUUGAUGAAGACUUUGACUACGACAACGUGAUCCUAACCCCCAAGUACUCUAGUGCAGAGAUGAAAACAUUUGAAGAAAUGUCCAACCAAAGUAAACCGAGCCCUGACCCGCAGGCCAAAGAAUCAAAUAACUGAUUUGUAACGAUAUUUGUUUGUUUGUUUUUUCUCUUGUUCUUAUCAAGCAAUUUUAGAAUAAAAGGCAAACCAGCUGUUACACGUUAGGAGCAUA
Messenger RNA from Antechinus flavipes (yellow-footed antechinus), 1050 nucleotides. It is a transcript of the gene IFTAP, whose product is annotated as intraflagellar transport associated protein. The record is from RefSeq and is a predicted model, not a curated record. Lineage: Eukaryota; Metazoa; Chordata; Mammalia; Dasyuromorphia; Dasyuridae. Bases 270 to 956 code for a protein of 228 amino acids. The transcript is spliced from 8 exons. Gene Ontology annotation, molecular function: intraciliary transport particle A binding. Gene Ontology annotation, biological process: spermatogenesis; acrosome reaction. Gene Ontology annotation, cellular component: cytosol; 9+0 non-motile cilium.